This is a messenger RNA of Rubroshorea leprosula, 1319 nucleotides long. NCBI's taxonomy places the organism in Eukaryota, Viridiplantae, Streptophyta, Magnoliopsida, Malvales, Dipterocarpaceae. The record is from the annotation of a GenBank genome assembly.
UUUGGCUGCUCGUUUAGGCGGUGAAGAGAUCGUGGAUUGGCCGGAAAUUGGUGUUUGCGGUGGACAGAGAGCAUGGAGAUACGGCUAGAUUGGCUACUAAGGGCGGCGUGGGUCGCCGGAACUCUUCCUAUACUUAUCGCCUCUCUCCCCUUUUCCUUUGUUAAUUCAUUCCAUGGCUUUUUGCUUGAAUUUUCCAGCAGAGGCAAGACUCAGCAAUCGUCUUCCCAUAAGUUCACUGUUCCUCAGCGUUUCUUCCUCCACUUUUACGUUGUGGGUGUGGUAUGGACAACCUUCUUGAUGCUGGCAACUUGGUGCUAUGCGUACAAAAUGGCGCCGCUGGGUGUGGCGGCGUUGAGUUUUUCUGUAGCUGCUAGUCACUUGACCGGCAGUUCACAUGUCUUUUCCUUGCACAAGUCGCGUGUUGCCGAUGCUCAGGACAGAUUCGAAGUUUGGAAAUCGGCAUUCUUGCUUUUUUGUAUGGAAAUACAUGUUCUUAGGCGCCUCUACGAGACCCUUUAUGUUUUUAAAUACAGCUCUUCCGCUCGAAUGCACAUUUUCGGAUAUUUGACUGGCCUUUAUUUCUAUGUAGCAGCACCUCUGUCACUUUGCUCCUUUUGUGCAUUUGAGGUUCUUAACUUUGCAGCGGAUCAAGUGGCUGAGUUUAAUGUUAAAGGUCCUGAGAUGCUAUCUGUUACAGAGGUUGAUCUGUGGAGGUAUGCUAUGCCUGUGGCAAAUCUUGGAUGGUGGCAGUGGGUUGGGGCUGCUAUUUUUGCUUGGGGGUGGAUUCAUCAAUGCCGUUGUCAUGCAAUUCUUGGAUCAAUACGAGAACACAGAGAUCAGAGUGAUAAGUAUGUAAUUCCUUCUGGUGAUUGGUUUGACAUGGUAUCAAGUCCACACUACUUAGCUGAGAUGGUAAUAUAUGCAGGUCUAUUGAUUGCAAGUGAGGGCACUGACUUCACCAUAUGGCUACUUCUGGCAUUCGUGGUGGCUAAUCUUGCAUUCGCGGCCGCAGAAACUCAGAGAUGGUACCUCAAGAAAUUUGAAGACUAUCCACAUAACCGGCGAAUUCUUCUUCCUGUCCUUUAUUAGUGACUGUAUCUACAUGCCCUUUUACCCAUAUAGUCCACAAAGACACAAUUUUUUAAUAGAGGCUGAAAAUCAGUUAGAAAGCAAAUGUUGUGUCACUGUGUGUAAUGUCCUUCUGUUUGAGAUAUAGGUUGCUCAAAAUGUACAAAAUUGGGAUAUAAAAGUGUAGCCUGGGCCUUGGGGGUUUAUGAUGGCUAUAGAGAUUUUCUAUUUAAGAGAGAACUGGGCCUGGG